Messenger RNA from Saccoglossus kowalevskii, 501 nucleotides. RefSeq names its product integrator complex subunit 13-like. Gene Ontology annotation, biological process: centrosome localization; regulation of mitotic cell cycle. Gene Ontology annotation, cellular component: integrator complex. NCBI's taxonomy places the organism in Eukaryota, Metazoa, Hemichordata, Enteropneusta, Harrimaniidae. The record is from RefSeq and is a predicted model, not a curated record.
CUGACACAGGGACUAUCAAGGUUAGGUGCCCCUAAUGAAAAUGAUGACAUCACGGAGUGCAGUGUGAUGCAUGGUUUGUCUAUGGCUGUUGAGGUUCUAUGCGAAUGCAGUGAAAAACAACACGAAUUGCGUACAUCUAUGAUGGAAGAUGCCAGCCUAAUUAAGAAUAGGGGUCGAAUUAUAUGUAUUACAUCGGUGAGAAGCGACAGUCACAUAAAGAUGUUGGAAGAAUACGUACAGGAUUCGAUUGUACAGAAUAACAAACUGGCGGCAGGGUCUGAUAGCCUGAUGCCAAUCACACAUUGUGAGUUUUACUUGGUACAUACAAUGCCACUAGGUGUGGAGAGUACAGUAACUGAAGACAAACAUAAUGUCUCCUCUGUGUUAACAACGUACGUCAACUCAACUAAAUCAGGAAGACAUCUUGCUAACAAAUUACUACAAUUAGCACAGACACAUUAUGAAUUAACCAUGACAACUAUUACUGGAAUUCCCAUGAAG